AUGGCAGCAUCGGGUGCCAGCAGCCCGGGCGACAUGCGUAGGAGACACCAGUCCCCAAGACCUAAAGGCCGUGCACANGAGAAUACCAAAAACGUCCUCUGUAGGAACAUCACUAUUUAUGGCAGUUGCAGAGCUCAGAACAACGGCUGUCCUUACAACCACGAGCUGCCUCCGAAACCCUCUCAACAGACAGAAAGCGCCAAGCGCUUCCUGAACGUUGAUUCUCCAUCUUUCAAACCCUUGUCGCCUGUCACGAAUAACGCGCAGCCUGUGAAGACUCUCGGCAUUUCGCCAAAAGCCGCUUCAGCAGCUGUCUUCACACCAAAGUCAACCGGUAUGGUCAGCCUAAUUGCAACCUGGAUUAAGAGGCUGACGCAAAUCAGCNNAGCAGUGCCUGCUGCAUCAGCCAAACAACCAUCGACAGAAUGGUCUCAGCGUGGUAUACAAGAGUUCGUGCCCCAGAACUUCGUGCCUCAAGCGGUAAGUACUAAUCUUUGGACACUUUUAUGGUGUCAUCGUACUGUUCUCGGGCUUAGCAAUGGGCGUCAUGUGCUGAUGAAGGCUGCGUACAGGCUGAGNAGCGGCUCUUCUGCGAACAACAUAUCCUCUUUCGAUCCGUUCACCAUGCAAGGGAAUUCUGGUCAGAUAUCCGAUGCUUCCCAUGCUCCGCAGAUCAACCCCUACCAUCUCUAUGCACCCUUGGGUCCUCAUCGAGAGAACCUCAUGGCUUAUCAGCGGACAACUCAUGACUUUUUCAUUCCCGAUCACUUGCGUGAGGAGAUGCAACGUAAAUCUGAAGCAUCUCUCCAGACAUUCUCCAAUACCGCACUGCCUCAGCAGAUAGAACACUUCCAUUCUCUGGUUGCUCUCGAUACAAACGUCCAAAAGUCUGCAUCAGCAUAUGGCUAUCCAAGUUGGAUAUACAAGGCCACCUCCAGCAAAGAUGGGUACAAUUAUGCUCUAAGACGUCUAGAAGGUAGACACUCUUGCUCCUACUUUCCAAUCAUUGAAAGCUUACAUCAGACUUGCNNAGGCUUUCGACUGACCGAUGAGAACGCGAUACGCACUAUCCAGACCUGGAAACGUAUCAGCAACGGAAAUGUUGUUACUGUCCAUGACGCUUUCACAACCAGAGCAUUCGGAGAUAGUUCUCUGAUCGUCGUCACUGACUACCAUCCUCUCUCUCAGACGCUGGCUGACAAGAUAUUCACUCCAAACACCAGAAAUCCAGGAGUCCCCAUGUCGCGAUCUCCAGGAAGCUACGUGACUGAUCAUGAAUUAUGGGGAUACAUCGUCCAGCUCGCAUCUGCUGUCAAGGCUAUCCACUCAAUAGGCCUUGCUGCUCGCCUUAUGACUCCUCAGAAGAUCCUUAUCACGUCCAAGAAUCGACUGCGCUUGAACUCUUGUGGCAUCCUUGAUAUCGCUCAAUACGAACAGGGCCGCAGCAUAUCGGAGCUCCAGCAAGAUGAUAUACUGCAAAUGGGGCGCUUGAUACUCUGCAUAGCCAACAANAAUCCUACGGCUCACCACAACACUCAGAAAUCUCUUGAGCAUGUUGGUCGAGCAUAUAGCGAAAAGAUGCGCGAGGUAGUGACCUGGCUACUCACCCCUGCUGCGCCAAUGACACCAACUCAAGCACCAACAAGCUCUCCCGCUCCCGCAGCAGCGACUACGUCUUCAGACCACGAUAUCGACAGCUUCCUCUCACUGAUCUCGUCGCAAAUAACAUUAACCUUCGACGCCAGUUUGCAUGAAGCCGACUCACUGACGAGUAAUCUGUCUCGCGAGCUUGAGAACGCACGCAUUGUACGCCUGCUUACCAAGCUUAACAUGGUCCUUGAGCGCCCCGAGGCGACUCUGGCAUCCAAUGCUGCGAACCCAAAUCAGCCUGCUGCUCCACACACUCUUAACCACACGUCAUCUGCUUGGUCCGAGACUGGAGAACGAUACUACCUCAAACUGUUCCGUGACUAUGUGUUCCAUCAGGUUGAUGCAGAUGGUCGACCUGUCCUUGAUCUCGGACAUAUUCUGACAUGCUUGAACAAGAUGGAUGCUGGUAUUGAAGAGAAGAUCAUGCUGGUUAGCAGAGACGAGCAGAAUUGUUUCGUCGUCAGCUACAGAGAGGUCAAGAGAGGGUUUGAGAGCGCUUGGACAGAGUUGAUGAAGGCUAGUCANGGGGGAAGAAGAUAG
Messenger RNA from Aureobasidium vineae, 2190 nucleotides. The record is from the annotation of a GenBank genome assembly. NCBI's taxonomy places the organism in Eukaryota, Fungi, Ascomycota, Dothideomycetes, Dothideales, Saccotheciaceae.